GACCACGUUGGGCUUCUAUCUUGCCCUGAACCAUUUACUUACUACGAUUACCAAAACAGGACGCGGCCACGUUGUCUACUUUCGGCGAGGUCGUGGCAUUCCAAGUCUAGAGUAAACUCCUAGUAACCUCCCUCCGGCAUCUGGAAUCCAUCUUCAUCUUUCAGUCUUCUUUCUACUUAUUGCAGAUUGUAUCUGUAAUGUUUGCUGACGAACUGAAAACCCUGAGGAGGCUGGGUUUCCGCCAUAUUCUCCUCCAAAUCCUCAAUUUCGCUUCGGUAUUGGCCUCUGGUUUGACGAUAUGGAAGGGAUUGGGACUCAUUACGAACUCAGAAUCUCCUAUAGUUGUCGUGCUGAGUGGAUCAAUGGAACCAGCGUUCUAUCGUGGUGACCUGCUAUUCUUGACCAAUCCUGCCAAUGAGAAGUAUCAUACAGGCGAUAUUACAGUAUACAAAGUUCCUGGCGCAGACAUUCCCAUCGUCCACCGGGUGCUUGAAACGCACGAUGGGGCCAAGAUUGCCCGGGGGAGGUCUAUUGUCGCUAGCUCGAACUCCCAAGAUCAAUUACUGUUGACGAAAGGCGACAAUAACUACAUCGACGACAUUGAGCUUUAUCAGGGUCUUGAAUGGUUACAGAGACGUCAUAUAAUCGGGAAAGUAAGGGGUUUCUUGCCUUAUGUUGGAUACGUCACGAUCGCCAUGAACGAUUUCCCUCAGCUGAAAUACGCACUACUAGGAGGGUUGGGCUUGUUGGCUCUCAUUCAACGCGAGUGAUAAUGUGUUCCCCGCUUGCCUGUACAAUACCCUGUUGUCUAUUGACUUUGCUAUGUU
Messenger RNA from Somion occarium, 827 nucleotides. The record is from the annotation of a GenBank genome assembly. Lineage: Eukaryota; Fungi; Basidiomycota; Agaricomycetes; Polyporales; Cerrenaceae.